This is a messenger RNA of Paramecium sonneborni, 308 nucleotides long. The record is from the annotation of a GenBank genome assembly. Lineage: Eukaryota; Ciliophora; Oligohymenophorea; Peniculida; Parameciidae.
AUAUAAUAAAAAUGGAAAUAAAAUUGGUAUAUGGGAUAUUAUGUUUAAAGGAACUCAUAAUAAAUCAAAAUAUGAAUAAAUGUGAUUAAAUUAUAAAUUAUUUUAGUGGUGGUGGUUUAUAUAAUGAAUAAGCAGGAGUUUCAAGAAAGGUUGGGAAAUGGAUAGAAUUGAGUGAAGGAUUUCAGAAAAGAGUUAGGUUAUAUAUUUAGGUGAAUAUAGUAUGAAGGGUGAUAAAAAAGGUAGAUGGGAUAUUAAAUAGUAGGGAAAAUAAAUGUAAAGAAUAAAAUUAUAUUAGUAGUGGAGGUGGA